Messenger RNA from Frankliniella occidentalis (western flower thrips), 1554 nucleotides. RefSeq lists its product as uncharacterized. Gene Ontology annotation, biological process: protein ubiquitination. The record is from RefSeq and is a predicted model, not a curated record. NCBI's taxonomy places the organism in Eukaryota, Metazoa, Arthropoda, Insecta, Thysanoptera, Thripidae. The coding region runs from base 69 to 1397 and encodes 442 amino acids. The transcript is spliced from 4 exons. Gene Ontology annotation, molecular function: ubiquitin protein ligase activity.
ACAAUGUUGGCCAGGAACCCAAGUACCACUAGCAGCCCGUUCCCGGUUCCCGGCCGGCCGUCAGCAACAUGGACCUGGAGUGCGACAGGUGCGACAUCUGCACCGAGCGCUUCGACGGCGCCGACCGCCUGCCCAAGGUCCUGCCGUGCGGGCACACGGCCUGCCUGCAGUGCCUGCGCCGGCUGCCCCUCAGCAGCUGCCCGACGUGCCGCCAGGACUUCAACGGCCCGCCAGAGGGACUCAUCACGAACUUCUUGGCGCUGAAGUUGUUGGAGGGAGUCAGGCUGGACAGCACUUCCCUCUGGUGCUCGGACUGCCGCACCGCCCCGUCGCCCCGCUGCUGUGGUGAGGACCACGACGUCAUGCCCGUAAGGAGAGCCCUGAAGCGCCAGCUGCAGGGUGCGCUGCCGCAGGCCGCCGAGCAGCUCCAGGGUCUCCAGGACCAGUGCCGGGAGGAGCAGGCCCUCCCCGCCCUCACACUGCUGACCAGCGAGUCUUGGGACGUGACGCUGCGGGGCGGCGGCCGUGAGCUGACGGGGACCCUGCGGGACACCGAGGAGCCCCUCACCAAGGCCCUGUGCUUCCUGCUGGCGGCGAGGGUUGCGCUCACCGAGGACCGGGCUAGUGCACGGGCUCCACCACCUGCAGCUGCGCCCGCACCACCUGCAGCUGCGCCCGUACCAUCUGCAGCUGCGCCCGCACCUCCUGAAGCUCCCCUUGCCGCCCGCGACCUACCACCUGCCGAGGCGCAACUCCCGCUGGAGAUGGAUGUAGACAAGAUCACCCUCAGUCGACCCGACGAAAAGAAGCAGGAGAAGGCCGCCGCCUUGCGGGACGCGCCAGGGGUGACCCGGCUGCUCGGCCUGGACUGCGAGGAGGACCCCGCCUGGAGCCUGCAGCUGCUGCAGCUCGCCGGGCCUACGCUGGAGCGGCUGCGCGUGGAUUGGGCCGAAGAGGCCCACCUGCUCGCCGUGCACGCCAUGCCGCGGUUGAGGAGGCUGCACGUGGAGGGUCCUAUGAUCUACGACUCGUCCGCCGAGCCCCCCGUGCUGCCCGCGCUGCCGCCGGGACACGCUGGCCUGCAGUGGCUCUGCGUGUGGUACCUCCCCCGUGCCACCACACAGUCCCUGCUGCGGGCGCACGGCGGCACGCUGGAGGAGCUGAGGCUGUACGUGGGCACGGCGGGGCGUAAAGAGUGGCCAACGAACUGCAGCGACCUGCACUCGCUGCUGGAGCAGAGCGGGCUGCGGGCGCUCAGGAGGAUCGUGCUUGGGAGGUGCGGCGACAGACACAAGCCGGCCGCCUGCAGCCAGCAGCGCGCCGAGGUGCGACGGGUGCUGCCCAGGGCCGAGGUGCUCUGCAGCAAGUGUGACAAAUUGGGGGCGGAUGAGCUCUAGGGGAGGGGGGGCAGCGGCUGUGCAGCUGUGCCCCCGCCACGCUUUGGCAGCGAGUUAAAUAUUCUUCGGAUCACAAAUUAUGCUAUUAGCACAUUUGAAAUGUGUUUUUGUUUCCUGUACUUUUUGGUCAUUGCCCUAAUUUUUUCUGUCAGUUCAA